Molecule: messenger RNA, 1008 nt
Organism: Planococcus citri (citrus mealybug)
Lineage: Eukaryota; Metazoa; Arthropoda; Insecta; Hemiptera; Pseudococcidae
Exons: 2
Coding region: 272-739 (155 amino acids)
Source: RefSeq, a predicted model, not a curated record
GGUAAUCGAACAAUCCAAGUGUUUAAUGCUUUAAACAUAGACACAGAGUACCGAUGUUAUAUAAUAGCGUCUAAUCUGGUGUAUUUUUUUACAUGGAAAGAAACAUAAGCCAAUGUAAUUGUUUUUACGAAAAAAAAAAGUAAAAAAAAAAUCAAAACGUGUCAAGUGUUUUUAUAUACCUAUAGCCCGCCUUGUUACAGACGUUGAUUUGGUCAGGACUUGCAGUGCAUUAUGCUUUUUAUUACGGUUCCCAUUUUCAGAUAUACGUAACAUGGUCGUUACGUCUGUUCGCUGGUUAUUUUUCGCCGUUUCAUUUUCAGUAUUGACCAUUCAGACCGUGAAUUCUGGCAAAAUGACUUACGGUCUGGUUUAUCGACCAGCGGGUCUGUAUGCGGGGGCUUCAUCUACGGUAUCGGCGUCAUCAUCAUCGCCAGCAUCAUCAACCACGAGUACUGAGAAAUCGAAACUCGAAGCGAAUGAAACUGCGAUUUCUGCCCAGACAGAGCAGCCUGAUAUUAGUGAUAUUAACGAAUCGUCCAUUAGCUUGAGUAAAAUAACCCAAAGCAAUGUUUCUCUGAGUGAUGAUAGCGAUAGCGAUGGCUCCAAGUUCACUGAAAAUGAUAUUCUACCCUGGUUAAUGCAGUCUGCCGCAAACCCACCUUAUAAACCAAAAAGCAAACCGGUUAAAGCAUCGACUCAUCAAUACGAAGUUACCGAAGAUCCUGAAGCAGAUGGUUAGAGCUACGAGUUGGCGUUUUUUGUGUAAGGUGCACUUGAGUGCUUUUCCCUCUACGUAUGCACUGCCUUAUCAAAAUAAUAAAGUACCUACCUAUUAUAAGUUUUUGUUAACGUGGGAAAAAUUCAUUUUUUGAAAAUAAGAAAUGAGAUAAAAUGAUUAUGUAAUAUGUAUUAUUUCUUUUUUUUUUACUUUUAUAUUUUUUUAUAGAUGUAAGAAUGUUACCUACGCAUAAGAUUAAUUGUGUAGAUAUACUUUCAAAUAAAAAUAAU